CAGGAUGUGACUGCUGCCAGCUCGCCAGCCAGGAAGCUGAUGCACUUCAUAGUAAACACAGUGGAAACCGCACACUAAACCUCAGCCUGGGACUUUUUGCUUUCUCCUGGAAGGUGCCAUAACAAAAAGAAACGACGGUUGGGCUGUUGAGAGGAGCGCAGCGGGAUGAGUGGGGCUGCACUGGGCAUCGAGAUAGUGGUGGUGUUUUUCCUGGCACUGUUCCUGCUGCAUCGCUAUGGGGACUUCCGUAAGCAGCAGCGCAUGGUGCUGUUUGGCACGCUGCUGGCCUGGUACCUGUGUUUCCUCAUCGUCUUUAUCUUGCCCCUGGAUGUCAGCACGACCAUCUACAAGCAGUGCAUUAUAGAUCAUGAGGAGCAUGCAUCUCUUUCCACUGUCAGUCCAGCACUGUCCAAUCAGACAGCAGGAAACCUGUCUGUCACACCAACUAAAAGUUCUCAAAAGUCAUGCCACAAGCCAUGGAGCUACAUUCCUGAUGGGAUUAUGCCUGUGUUCUGGAGAGUGGUGUACUGGACAUCCCAGUGUCUGACAUGGCUGCUGCUGCCUUUCAUGCAGUCGUAUGCCCGCUCUGGCGGCUUCUCCAUCACUGGGAAAAUUAAAACGGCGCUGAUAGAGAAUGCAAUAUAUUAUGGAACCUACUUGCUCAUCUUCGGCUCCCUGCUGAUAUACGUGGCCAUCCACCCCAAGUGGCAUCUGUCCUGGUAUGAGCUCCAGACCAUCGGCAUCACAGCAGCAAACACCUGGGGUCUUUUUCUGCUGGUGCUGUUGCUUGGCUACGGACUGGUGGAAAUCCCCCGCUCCUACUGGAACGCAUCACGGCGCGGACACCUGCUCAUCAAGACGUACUUCAAAGCUGCCAAACUGAUGACCGAGAAAGCUGAUGCUGAGGAGAACCUCGAGGACGUCAUGGAGGAAGUGAGAAAAGUCAGUGAAUCCAUCAAGUACAACCACCCACUGAGGAAGUACAUCGACACCAUUCUCAGAAAAUGUCCCGUGGAUUACCAAGAGAAGAUGGGCAGGAACAUGGACGACUACGAAGACUUUGAUGACAAACAAAACACUUACCCGAGUGAGAAGAGCCUGGUGAAGCUUCACAAACAGGUGAUCUAUGCAGUGCAGAGGCACAACAGGACCCGUGUCCAGUGGCAGAUCCUCCUGCAGCAGGCCAUCCAUCUGGAGGACGUGGCCAAGAACGAGACCAGUUCAACCCACCAGUUUGUCCACAGCUUCCCCUCCGCAGAGCCUCCUGGCUGGUUCAGCAGAUAUCUGUACACGCCGACUGUAGAGUGGUACUGGGAAUGCCUCCUGAAGCAGUGGUUUUACCGCGUGCUGUCUAUGGUCCUGACUCUGUUCAGCGUGGCCGUGGUUUGGUCUGAGUGCACCUUCUUCAGCACCCGGCCGGUCCUCUCACUGUUUGCUGUGUUCAUCCAGCUCGCUGAAAGAGACUACAACUACCUGUACAUCGAGAUGGCGUGCUUCGUCACAAUCUUCUUCCUGUGUACCUGCGUUUACUCCACUGUGUUCCGCAUCCGGGUUUUCAACUACUACUACCUGGCUUCCCACCAUCAAACUGAUGCUUACAGCCUCCAGUUCAGUGGCAUGUUGUUCUGUCGUUUGACCCCUCCUCUGUGUCUGAACUUCCUGGGUCUGAUCCACAUGGACUCUGCCAUCUCCCACCAGAAGAAGGAACAGACUGCUUACACCUCUAUCAUGGGGUCGAUGCGUGUCCUCUCGUUUAUUGCGAAUGGCUUCUACAUCUACUACCCCAUGCUCAUUGUCAUCCUCUGUAUUGCUACAUAUUUCAGCUUGGGGACCCGCUGCCUGAACCUGCUGGGCUUCCAGCAGUUCGUGGGUGACAGCGAGAUGACCUCUGACCUGAUUGAUGAGGGCAAGGAGCUGAUCCGACGAGAGAAAAGAAAACGGCAAAGAAUUGAAGAUGGUGAGAACAGACGAAGAGAGUGGAAGGAACGCUACGGCAACCCACGGGAUGAUUACGCAGCCAGGAACAGAGGUACUCAUGCUGAAAUGAAGGAGACCAGCUACUCUGAUACUGCGAACCCCACUGCUAACAGACAGGCAAAAUAUUCUCGGGGUGGGAGUCGAGCAGAGAGAGACUGCAUCGAGCUGCUCCAGGACGCAGAGCCAUUAGACUUCAACGCCGACUCUUUGACGGACGACCCUCUCGAGGCAGACUCCAGCAGGCACACAGGAGGAAGGUACCUGUCCAUGUCCUCUUCUCGGAGCCGCAUCUUUGAUGAUGUCUGAUGGGAGAAAAAACAAAAAGAAGAGAUGGAGACCUGAAGCAUCUGGGAUAAGCUGGAAAGCACAUGUUGUAUCACUGUCCUCACAUCCACCUCGCAGAGACGGCCAUAAGCAGGAAGAGAUACUCGAGCAACUCCCGUGAAUGUAGCACAUACAACUCCCAUCUCACGUUACACUGUAAAGCUUCCCCUCGUCUCACAGGAUGCACGAUCACGGAAAAAAACUCAACAGUCAUGACUUUUGAACAUUGUUUUUGAAGCCUUGAAAAUGCAGUUACAAAUGAGUUUUUUUUUUUUUUUUUUCAGUAUGUAUCACUGGAAAUUUAGAUAAAGAGCUGUGUGCAUUUCUCAUGUCAAGCUUGGCUGCAGGUAGAUGUAGGCUCUUUGAAGGAAUAAUAAUACAAAAAAUUGUAUUAUCAGUAUUUUUGUUAUUUUUUAAUUCCCUGUUAAGCCCCAGGUGCUGGUUGUAGCCAAAGCAGGGCUGCAACAUACAGAUUAGCCAUUUAUAGAAAUACCCUGUGAACAACAUCUGAAUGUAGACCGUGAUAAAUGUUGGUCAUACAUUACAGAUUAAUUCAUAGGGAAAAUAUUUUAGGAAAUCCACGAAGGAACAAAGCUGUCUCCUAACAAGUCGUGUCGGUAUCAACUCAAGAUUCCUCCCUGAGUUUUUCCCCGUCUGUGCUUUUUGUUCGAGCUGCAUGUCAGGACUGGCCGAAGUCAUCAGCACAGUUUUUAGCUUCAUAAUUUCAGCUAUCAUAUGCACACUAAUGUCUCCUUACAGAAUCUGUAUCUAUACAACAGAUGCAUGUGUGAAAUGUAUUUGAUAAGGCGGUUUUGAUCAGUUCGAUGGAAAGGUCAGUGAAGGUCCUUAUUUGUGUUUUAUUUUCUAUUAUUCUUGCAGCUUUAUUAAUCUGUGUAUCACUGUUAUUAUUAUUAUUAUUAUCAUCAUCAUCAUUAUCAUUAUAGAACUAACCAUAGGACUAAGGUUCACUCUUACUGUCAGUUAGUUUUUAUGUUGCCAGUCAUCUUUUCAGUCUGAUUUAUAGAUGAUCAGUGGAUCUAAUGUUAUUUCUGCUGCUGUAAGAAUUAAUAUGGAAGAGAAGUCACCGCUCACAGUUUCAUGUGAUGCCAAUGUAGUCCAUCUUCUCUGAGUCUGAUCUGAAAUAUUCAUGCAUAACUUUAUUCUUUUCUUACAUCCUGUAUGAAGGACACAUUUGUAGAAAAUAUUUGAAUCAAAGAAGUGGCGCUCAAGCGAGAUUUGAUCAUGAAUUACUGUGGCUGUAACUCUUAAGGUGUACAGAUUUAGAUAGUGGAGUUUCUUUUGUAUCAGACACAAAUAGGUUGUUCCUACCUUACAUGUUUCGGCAGCAAUACUUCCGCCUUCAAACAUGUAAAGUAGGAACAACCUAUUUGUGUCUGAUACAAAAGAAACUCCACUAUCUAUGUCAAGUAUAGACACUGAAUCUCUUUGGUGUACAGAUUUGUUCAGAGGUGAUUACUCUGUUUAUUUAAACAUCAAAACGGUGCUCAUUUAGAUGAAGAAGUACUAUCUGAGCUUUGUGAUCUUGAAACUUCUUAUUUGGUGUUGCUUAAGUUGUUCCAUACCAUUUGUGUAUAUGAUAUUUAAAGGUUCAAAUGUUUGGUUCAAAUCGUGCCAUGUUUUGUUUUGUUUUGUUUUUCACUGCCAUGUAUUUUCGCUAUACUGUGAAAAUGGCAGAUGUUUUGUUUUCCCAUCCACGGUUUGAGUUACUUUGAAGAAUUGUAAAUACUUUUCGCACAAAAAUAGGGGUCAGAAACAAACAGAAAAAAGUGACCUUUUAAAUAUCUGUUGCAUUUUAAAUUUCCACUCGGUCAAGAGAUCCUGCUGGCAGGAGCAGCUGAGCAUCAGGUCAGUCAGUGAGUUUCUGGAGGAGAAUCUCAGAACGGGCUUCACUGUGUCCAAAUGUUUGAAUUUCAUGCCGUCAGCAGGAGGAAAUUGUGAGCACAGUCUGCGGGAUACUUGUGGUAUUCGUGUGGAGUGCUUUUUGUCACUGGCAUGUGCACUGAAUGUGUUUAUCUCCCUUUGUCAUCUGCCAGAGACCCUGAUCUCCCCGUGUUCAUCCAUCAUACACUCUUGUAAAUAUUGUUUGAUAUAUUUUGUAAUAUAUGGGCUUACUAUUAAUAAUAUACAGACUGUCAAAUGUCACUUUCUAUUUAUUACAUUUCCCUGCGCCUGUUAACUCCCAGUAAAUGACAGUGUACAGCUCUAUCUGUUCAGUCUGAGUUGGCUGCUCCCUCUGAGGAUGUAUUUGUAAAACAGCACUACAAACCUUGAAGAUAUUUCCUGCUCAUACUGGUGACUCUGGUGAUGAAGUAUUUUGUUUUGGUUGUAUGUUCUGAAUAUAGCCUAUGAAUAUUUAUUGUGUUUGAACAUCUCCAUGCAUUUUUUUUUCUGAUCCUGGAAAUAGAGAGUAGUUCUGAUUUGUCAACCCCUACCAGUCCUGUGUUUUAGUGUACUAUCAGCAGAAAAGAUAUAUUGUAUGGUUUAUGAUGCCCGUGUUGUGUAAUUAAAUAAAACUUACUGAGGUAUGA
Molecule: messenger RNA, 4850 nt
Organism: Myripristis murdjan (pinecone soldierfish)
Lineage: Eukaryota; Metazoa; Chordata; Actinopteri; Holocentriformes; Holocentridae
Gene: lmbrd2b
Product: LMBR1 domain containing 2b
Exons: 18
Coding region: 166-2283 (705 amino acids)
Biological process (GO): adrenergic receptor signaling pathway
Cellular component (GO): membrane
Source: RefSeq, a predicted model, not a curated record